Molecule: messenger RNA, 1833 nt
Organism: Gracilinanus agilis (Agile Gracile Mouse Opossum)
Lineage: Eukaryota; Metazoa; Chordata; Mammalia; Didelphimorphia; Didelphidae
Gene: ARSL
Product: arylsulfatase L
Exons: 10
Coding region: 1-1740 (579 amino acids)
Molecular function (GO): arylsulfatase activity
Source: RefSeq, a predicted model, not a curated record
AUGCUGCACUUGGAAGAUUUUCGGUCCUCCCUGCCCAUUACACUCCUAACAUUUCUGAUUUUGAAACCAUCAGAAUCAACCUAUUUAGCUGACUUCAAGCCAAAUAUUGUUAUUUUGCUAGCAGAUGAUCUUGGUAUUGGAGACAUAGGCUGCUAUGGUAAUAAUACAAUAAGGACACCAAAUAUUGACAGACUUGCACAUGAAGGGGUGAAACUUACUCAGCACAUAGCAGCAGCUUCUGUUUGUACCCCAAGCAGAGCUGCUUUAUUAACUGGAAGAUACCCUAUUCGAUCAGGCAUGGUUUCUGAUAAUGGCAAUCGUGUUCUUCACUGGACUGCAGCAUCUGGAGGGCUCCCUUCCAAUGAAACAACUUUUGCAAAGAUACUACAAAAAGAAGGUUAUGCUACUGGACUAAUAGGAAAAUGGCACCUGGGACUCAACUGUGAAUCCAGCACUGAUCACUGUCAUCAUCCAUUGAACCAUGGUUUUGACUUUUUUUAUGGAAUGCCAUUUUCCCUAAUGAGUGAUUGUGUAUACUCAGUGCUGUCUGAGAGACGUGCAAGACUGGAGAUAAGACUUUACUUUUACAUUCAGAUUAUAGUCCUAGCUACAUUCACAUUUACCAUUGGUAGGUUCACUGGUAUAUUGUCAGUUCCAUGGAAGAUAAUUAUAACCAUUGCCACCAUCGGUUUUUUAGUUUUCCUGUUAUGGUACUUCCUUCAUAUCUUAAUUAAGCAUGGAGACUGUUUUCUGAUGAAAAACCAUACUAUUACUGAACAACCAAUGGUCUUCAAAAGAACUACCUCCCUAAUAGUGAAAGAAGCAGUUUCAUUUAUUGAAAGGAACAAGCACGGGCCUUUCCUCCUCCUCAUUUCCUUCUUACAUGUACACACACCACUUGUAACUACAGAAAAAUUUCUUCAAAGUAGCAAACAUGGAUUAUAUGGGGAUAAUGUACAGGAGAUGGACUGGAUGGUGGGUGAAGUUCUUGAGACUUUGGACAAUCAAGGUCUGACCAAAAGUACCCUAGUUUAUUUUGCUUCUGAUAAUGGUGGGUCUUUAGAGUCUCAGAUAGGAAAUGAACAGCAUGGUGGCUGGAAUGGAAUAUACAAAGGAGGCAAAGGCAUGGGAGCCUGGGAUGGUGGAAUCAGGGUACCAGGGAUAUUGCGGUGGCCUGGAGUCUUACCAGCAGGUCAUGUGAUUGAUGACCCUACAAGCAUGAUGGAUAUCUAUCCAACAGUGGCUCGUUUAGGAGGAGGAGAAGUGCCAAAAGACAGAAUGAUUGAUGGUCAAGACCUGAUGCCUCUGCUUUGGGGAGAAAUUCAUCAAUCACAUCAUGAGUUUUUGUUUCAUUAUUGUGAAUCAUAUCUGCAUGCAGUCCGAUGGCAUCAAAAGGACAGUGGCACAGUGUGGAAAGUACAUUAUGUGACCCCAAUAUUCCACCCAGAGGGUUCUGGUGCCUGCUAUGGGAGAGCAGUUUGCCCAUGUUUUGGGGAUGGUGUAAUUCACCAUGACUCACCUUUGCUAUUUGAUCUCUCAAAGGAUCCUUCGGAGACUAACCCCCUUUCAGCUGACACCGAGCCCCUAUUCAGUUUAGUAAUUGCAAGAGUAGAACAUGCUGUACAAGAUCAUCAAAGUACACUAACACCAGUUCCACAGCAGCUUAAUACUUUUAAUAACAUUUGGAAACCAUGGCUUCAGCCAUGUUGUGGUACAUUCCCAUUGUGUUGGUGUGAUUAGGAAGAUGGCCACAAAUAAGAGAAUUUUAGCAUUCUAUAGGUGACAGAAGUCACUUCAUAUCUUCAAUUAAAGUACAUAUGGAAAGCCACUGUG